Messenger RNA from Tachysurus vachellii, 7200 nucleotides. RefSeq names its product ATPase sarcoplasmic/endoplasmic reticulum Ca2+ transporting 3 (gene atp2a3). Lineage: Eukaryota; Metazoa; Chordata; Actinopteri; Siluriformes; Bagridae. Gene Ontology annotation, cellular component: membrane. Gene Ontology annotation, molecular function: ATP binding; P-type calcium transporter activity; ATP hydrolysis activity. The record is from RefSeq and is a predicted model, not a curated record. The coding region runs from base 254 to 3268 and encodes 1004 amino acids. Gene Ontology annotation, biological process: intracellular calcium ion homeostasis; calcium ion transmembrane transport. The transcript is spliced from 21 exons.
GAAGGAAAGAGGAGGAGAGAGGAGGAGGAGAGUGGAGGAAGAGGAGGAGAGAGGAGGACGGUUUGAAAGCGAACAGCUUGCAGAAGGGGCAGGUGGAAGUGAACGUGAACCCACCUCCGCUUGGCGGUCUACAGAACGGACCUCGGUGGAAAACCGGUUUUAACCUCAAUUGAGAAUUAAUUUAUAAACAAAACAACACAAACUACAUGAAUCUCGGCUGUCCGUAGGAAGUCGCCCCCCUGCAGCAAGACAAAUGGAAGACGCUCACACUAAAUCCGCGUCCGAAGUUUUAAAGCACUUCGACGUGAACGAAAACACCGGACUGACGACGGAACAAGUCAAAGCCAAUUUCGAGAAAUAUGGACCGAACGAACUCCCAGCAGAGGAAGGGAAGUCUCUCUGGGAGCUGGUGGUGGAGCAGUUUGAGGAUCUCCUUGUCAGAAUUCUGCUGCUCGCUGCCUGUGUGUCAUUCGUGCUGGCACUGUUUGAGGAAGGCGAGGAGUCCACUACAGCUUUUGUGGAGCCUGUAGUCAUCCUGCUCAUCCUGGUUGCCAAUGCGGUCAUUGGAGUUUGGCAGGAGCGUAAUGCGGAGAAUGCCAUCGAAGCUCUGAAAGAGUACGAGCCCGAGAUGGGCAAAGUGUAUCGCAUGAACCGCAAGGCUGUGCAGAGAAUCAAGGCUCGGGAUAUUGUGCCAGGAGACAUUGUGGAGGUGGCAGUUGGAGACCAGGUGCCUGCUGAUAUCCGAAUCGUCUCUAUAAAAUCCACUACUCUCCGAGUGGACCAGUCCAUCCUCACAGGCGAGUCUGUAUCUGUUAUCAAACACACUGACCCAGUUCCUGAUCCACGAGCGGUUAAUCAAGACAAGAAGAACAUGUUGUUUUCCGGCACCAACAUCGCUUCAGGCCGAGCCAUUGGCGUCGUGGUCUGCACCGGCGUCGCCACAGAGAUCGGCAAGAUCCGUAACCAGAUGGCGAGCACGGAGCAAGAGAGGACACCGCUGCAGCAGAAGCUGGACGAGUUCAGCCAGCAGCUCUCCAAAGUCAUCUCGCUCAUCUGCAUCGCGGUUUGGCUCAUCAACAUCGGCCACUUCAGCGACCCCGUGCACGGCGGCUCCUGGUUCCGCGGCGCCAUCUACUACUUCAAGAUCGCUGUGGCCCUGGCCGUCGCCGCCAUCCCCGAGGGUCUUCCUGCCGUCAUCACCACCUGCCUGGCUCUGGGAACACGCCGCAUGGCCAAGAAGAACGCCAUCGUGCGCUCUCUGCCCUCUGUGGAGACUUUGGGCUGCACGUCAGUCAUCUGCUCUGACAAGACAGGAACGCUUACGACCAAUCAGAUGUCUGUGUGCAGGAUGUUUGUGGUAGACAAAGCAGAUGACUCCCACUGUUCCCUCCAUGAGUUCACAAUCACAGGCUCGACCUAUGCUCCAGAAGGACAAGUGCUGAAAGCUGAUAAACCUGCGAGGUGUGUCGAGUAUGACGGACUUGUCGAACUGGCCACGAUCUGCUCCAUGUGUAAUGAUUCUUCUCUGGACUUCAAUGAGGCAAAAGGAGUCUACGAGAAGGUGGGUGAAGCCACAGAAACGGCGCUCACCACCCUGGUCGAGAAGAUGAACGUCUUCAAUACCGACUUGAACUGCAUCAGCAAAGUGGAGAGGGCAGGAGUUUGUAACGGGGUAAUCAGGAACCUGAUGAAGAAGGAGUUCACCCUGGAGUUUUCUCGGGACAGGAAGUCCAUGUCUGUGUACUGCACACCAACUAAAUCCGGCCCCCAGAGCAAGAUGUUUAUUAAGGGAGCGCCGGAGAGCGUGAUCGAGCGCUGUACACAAGUGCGGGUGGGCACGAAGAAGGUGCCGCUGACGAUGGCUGUGAAGGAAGAGCUGAUGGGGACGAUCAGGGACUGGGGCACAGGCAAGGACACACUGCGCUGUCUGGCACUGGCCACACGAGACACACCUCUUCGCAGGGAACAGAUGGACCUGGAGAACUCGGCCAAGUUCGCAGAGUACGAGUCGGACCUAACCUUCGUCGGUUGCGUGGGCAUGCUGGACCCACCUAGGAAGGAGGUGAUCGGGUCAGUGAAGCUGUGCAGCGAAGCAGGCAUCCGCGUCAUCAUGAUCACAGGAGACAACAAGGGUACGGCUGUGGCCAUCUGCAGGCGCAUCGGGAUCUUCACUGAGAACGAGGACGUAGAGGGCAAGGCGUACACGGGCCGCGAGUUUGAUGACCUCUCCCCCGAGUCGCAGCGUGAGGCGGUGAAAUGUGCGCGCUGCUUCGCUCGCGUCGAACCAGCACACAAAUCCAAGAUUGUGGCCUACUUGCAGUCCUUUGAUGAGAUUACAGCCAUGACCGGCGACGGUGUGAACGACGCUCCCGCUCUGAAGAAGGCAGAAAUUGGCAUCGCCAUGGGCUCUGGCACGGCCGUGGCCAAGUCCGCCUCCGAGAUGGUGCUCUCCGACGACAACUUCUCCACUAUCGUGGCCGCUGUGGAGGAGGGCCGAGCCAUCUACAACAACAUGAAGCAGUUCAUCCGCUACCUCAUCUCCUCCAACGUGGGUGAGGUCGUCUGCAUCUUUCUGACUGCCAUCCUGGGGCUUCCUGAGGCUUUGAUCCCUGUGCAGCUGCUGUGGGUCAAUCUGGUAACAGACGGUCUGCCUGCCACAGCGCUGGGCUUCAACCCCCCAGACCUGGACAUCAUGGUGAAGCCUCCUCGCAACCCCAAAGAGCCGCUAAUCUCCGGCUGGCUCUUCUUCAGAUACCUCGCCAUCGGAGGGUAUGUGGGACUGGGAACAGUGAGUGCUGCCACCUGGUGGUACCUUUAUGAUGAACAUGGUCCACAUGUGUCUUUCCAGCAGCUGCGUCACUUCAUGCAGUGCACCGAGGACAAUCCCAUGUUCGAGGGCAUCAACUGUGAAGUGUUUGAGUCUCGCUACCCCACCACCAUGGCCCUGUCUGUGCUCGUCACUAUAGAGAUGUUUAACGCACUGAACAGCCUUUCAGAAAACCAGUCUCUGCUGAGGAUGCCUCCAUGGGUUAAUAUCUGGCUUUUAGGAGCCAUCCUUCUCUCCCUGUCUCUCCAUUUCCUCAUAUUGUAUGUGGAGCCACUACCACUGAUAUUUCAGGUCACUCCUCUCUGCUGCUCCCAGUGGCUCGUCGUCCUCAAGAUCUCCUUCCCGGUCAUCCUCUUGGACGAGGCGCUCAAGUACUUCUCCCGACACCAUUUAGGGGAAGAGGAGGCGAGGUACAUGAAGGGUCGGCAGCUGAAGUUCUAGGACGGCUCAUCCUGCUCCAGCGCACGCACUCGGACACGCACUUACACUCACUCUGUUUUCCACUGUUUCCCAUGAUAUACCGGGCAGCACUCACACACCCCUGAUCGUCUCUCUUCUCCAAAUCAUCGUACCUGCAGGCCUGGUCACCACUAGAAACAAACUGGGCAGAGAGAGUGCGUCGUGAGCGAGAGAGUGCGUCGUGAGCGAGCGAGUGCGCCGUGAGUGAGCGAGAGCGUCUGCAUGAGAGAGAGUGUAUAGUGUGAGCGAGAGCGUCCGUGUGCGAGAGAGCGUGUAGUGUGAGCGAGAACGUCCGAGUGAGAGAGAGCGUGUUGUGUGAGUAAGUGCGUCCGUGUGUGAGAGAGCGUGUUGUGUGAGCGAGAGUGUGUUGUGUGAACGAGAGCGUCCGUGUGUGAGAGAGCGUGUUGUGUGUGCGAGAGCGUGUUGUGUGAGCGAGAGCGUCCGCGUGUGAGAGAGCGUGUUGUGUGAGCGAGAGCGUCCGCGUGUGAGAGAGCGUGUUGUGUGAGCGAGAGCGUCCGUGUGUGAGAGAGCGUGUUGUGUGAGCGAGAGCGUCCGUGUGUGAGAGAGCGUGUUGUGUGAGCGAGAGCGUCCGUGUGUGAGAGAGCGUGUUGUGUGAGCGAGAGCGUCCGUGUGUGAGAGAGCGUGUUGUGUGAGCGAGAGCGUCUGUGUGUGCGCGAGUGUGUUUGAGCGAGCAAGCGAGUGUGUGUGUGUGCACCUGUGUGUAUGUGUGUGUUGUCUUGUAACAGCACAAGCAUGGCCUCCAUAACACAACGUUGCAUGAUAAACCGUGACAGUUCUUUAAGGAUUCUCUUUUAUUUGGCUUCUUCUUGGCUUCCAUGCAGUUAGAUAUUAGUGCAAUAACCAGACCUGGAACUUAGUGAGCAGGGAAAAGGGCAGAGUUUAAAGGUCGUGUGGUGUUUUGUUUGUGGAAUUAUGAGUUUGGAUCCAGUUCAAGACGCAGAUGGACGGUUCAUUCCAUCACAGAGCCGUGGGAGGUGCAGGAAGAGAAACACCAUCUGGAUAGCUGUGUGUGUGUGUGUGUGUGUGUGUGCUGGGACAGAUGUAAGGCCAGUUUAAUUGACUAGUCACCUGUUGUCUCACCAUGUAAAUCUUUUGUGUGAGGCUCAUGUCCAGAGGUCACAUCACCUCCAUGUUGAAACAGAAGCUUUAAUGUCCCUUUUUUUUAAAAAUAUAAUCUUGUGAAAUGAAACAGUUUGUAUAGAAUUUAUUUUUGGACACCCGAAAUUGCCUCAGCUGGUAAAAUGGCUAAUGGUUAAUGUAAAUAUUAGCUCAGGUGGUGACACUCGAAAUGUUCCUGGACUCUUGGCUGAGUGCCGAAGGUCCUGCGGUGGAAACGCGUCCCGCCGGUCAAAUCCUCAAUAUUGCUCAAAAGCUUUGUAGUUAAAGACUCUCGGUUACUGUUUCCCUCCAUUUUUACAGACGAACAGCUCCAGGGACUCCACAGGCCCGAGUUAGUGAUGUUUACACACAAGAACGUCUUUGUUUUAUUUCCUUGCUCUGAAACGUCCUGCUCGUCCCGUCGUCUGCGUUUUCUCUGGAAUCCUGCCGAGGAGUCGUCUUAACCGAUUCUCUCAGCUCCUUCUCUCGUUCGCCCAUUUUACUCGAAUUUCUCACGAACACUAGUCACCAGGAGCUGCUAGCAAACCCAUGUCCACCGAGAAGGAUUAUUUACUCGGAUUCCUGUUAGGAAGUGAGAGACAGAGGGCGUGGAGCUGUAAGGAAAUCAGACAGUAGAGCAGAACAGUGUACAAGAAGAAUCAGCAAAAAGAAUCAGCUUGUAUAAACAAUACCUGAAGCCUUUUAUGCUAAGAUAGGAAAAUGCACACGCACACACACACACACACACACACACACACACACACACACACACACACACACACACACACAUGUGGUAUGACAUGGUGCCUAUUUGCUUUCAACUAACCUUCAAAACGAAACACACAUUUAAAUAUUUCAGAGCUUAUGAAUGUACAUUCCCUUCCUUAUGAAUGCGAAGAUUCUUUUGUUUGUUUGUUUAUUUGUAUUUUAUUUGAAACCGGUCUGUUUCUGCUCGUAUCCUUUUCGUUCUCAUUGCAUCCACAUGUCGUGGAGGAAAAAUGGAGUUGAGUUAAACCCUCACAGGCUCGCCGCCGCCUCCUCCAGUGCUUCUCCAACCUCGCUACACGUUUAUUAGAAUACUUUCAAUUGAAUAUCGAUGAUGAUGAUGAUAAUAAUACAAAUAAUAAUGUAUUUGACUGAAAGAACCCAGGUGGUUUAUUUAGCUUGUCUGUUUUGCGGUCAAAGGUGUAACGCUCUCACUGUCUGUUGAAUAUGGGCCUGUGUGUGUGUGUGUGUGUGUGCGUGUGUGUGUGUGUGUGCGUGCAGGGAUUUAGCAGAGCAGCUACUUCUGUUGCCUAUGUGCCACUAUGUUGACCUUGAUAAUCUAGAUAUUGGGAGAUGAGAUGUACUAUCUGUCCAAGUCUUGAUGCACUUCUCAUUGUGGCAGAUGUGCUUAUGUGAAACGUAUAGCCUACAGUGUGCCGGCGGCCGGUUUAGAAAACAAACUAAACAUUUUGACUAGAAACUUCAGGCGUCAUCUACACAGCGGUCGGUUUGUGUAGUGAACAAGUUGUGUACAACCCACAACCCGACAUAACGGCAAUAAGGCCUCGUCCCCUCACUGUGGCUACACAAACCACUGGCAGUCCAAGCAACAGAACCAAUGGGCUUGUACAGCCUUAUUAAUUACUACUGAUCUCUUUCCAGUCUGUACAGCAGAAAAAAAAAAAGAUUGCAUGGAAACCUGUUACUGUAAUUAAUAACCUAUACAGUAUGUAAUAUUUAAGUUUUUUUUUUAAGAAACCAAAAAAAAACUUAACCUAUUUACCAGCAGCAAAAGAAACGAGUGAUUUAUUAUUAUUAUUGUUAUUAUUAUUAUUUUUUUUCUCCAAGGACGUGGCAUCAGGGGAUAAUGUUCUGUUUUAUUUCUAGCAGAGUUCGCUUAUUAAUUGUUUGCUUUUUAAAGGUCGAUGGAAAUCUUUUACUUACUUAUUUUGUGCUUGAAAUGUUGUAAAAUAAAGUUAAGAAUCAUGCUAAUAAUAUUUGAGGAUUUCUUUUACAUUUUUUUUGUUUUGUUUUUUUCUUUUUAACAGAAAGUUGGUUUGAGAAUAGCUGAGAUCUUUUUUUUUUUUUUCCCUCCAGAUCCAUUCAGCCCCUGUUCACGUCGCUCCCUUUAAAAAAGAAAAAGAAAAAAAAGAUUUGUAUUUAAAGUAAAAUGGUACAUCUAUUAUAAGCAUAAGCAAAGCACCUAGAUACAGAGUUAGCAAAAGAACCACUUUUAAAAACGUAUAUAAUUAUUUAUUAUUUUUAUCUGACACACAGGGGAUUCAUGAGCAGGGGCUGAUUUGAGAUUAGACACAGAUUUGAGUUUACACAGGCCAAUGUUGAAUGCUGGGUUAUGAAGUCUUUAACAUGUGUACGUGUGUUUGAAGGGCUUGCGGGUGGGUACAGUGGCUCCAGAGGCCUGGGAUUGUAAUUGUGGACCGGUGUAUGUGGUUAAUCCGACAAAAGCAAAGUCUAAUUUAUUAUUAUUUUAUUCGUGGAUUGAUGCUUGUUAAUUAUUCAUUCAUCAGAUUUUCUGCUGUAAAUGAUAGUUCUGAGCUUUUUUUUUUUUUUUAAAGAGCCUUUCUGCUCUAGUAAAGACAUCAUAUACUGUAGACUGCUGUCUGGCUGUCAAGCUUUACCUGGCAACCCUGUUUUAUUUGCCUAGUUCCUAUUCAGCAGGAUCUGGAGCCUUGUACCCACUACUGAGCACAGAAUUUCUGCAUUGCAUUGGUAAUAUUGAUUGUGCAUACAUAAUUUUAUAUAUAUGAAAACGACAUGGAAAUAAUAAAGAUUAUUUAUCUUGUUAUUUA